Molecule: messenger RNA, 576 nt
Organism: Paramecium sonneborni
Lineage: Eukaryota; Ciliophora; Oligohymenophorea; Peniculida; Parameciidae
Source: the annotation of a GenBank genome assembly
AAAUAAUUAUGUAAGCUCAUUCAACACCCACAUCUAUUUCAAUUAGUGCAGGGCCCAGAGAUCCAUAAUGGAUAGAUAGACUUAAAGAAGAGUAUACAGCAUUAAUCAAUUACAUAAAAAAUAAUAAAAGCGAAGAUAAUGAUUGGGUUAAAUUAGAACCAGCUAACAAAGAAUGCACUAAGUAAUCUAAAUCAAAAUACUAAAUAGUUGGAAAGGAAAAUGUUGGGUUGUUCAUAAUUUGAUUAGAUAUGAAUUUGAUUUCUAAUUUGAAGUUAACAAAGCACUAUUAUUUAGAUACCUCCAACAUAUCCUUUAGCCCCAAUUGAAAUUGAAAUUCCAUCCCUUGAUGGAUUGACACCUAAAAUGUACAGAGGUGGCAAAAUCUGUAUUGAUAUUCAUUUUGCUCCUUUAUGGUAAAAAAACGCACCCAAGUUUGGAAUUGUUCAUGCCUUACAACUAGCUGUAAUUAUAUAAAGUUAUUAAUUAAAUAGUUGGCACCUUGGUUAGCAGCUGAAAUCCCAGUGUUGAUUGAAGAAGGUAAAAUAAAAAAGGAUUGAUAAUGUAUAAUAAAAUUAA